CUGCUGUGAGAAGCAGAUCUCUGCCAUGCCAGCGGACAGAGGGUAGGAGGGAAGGUGGGAAGGAGCCUGCUGGGCUCAAUCGCCCAGAGCCCUCCCAUUCCGGGAGCUGAAGCAGGAAGAGGGUGGGGCCUUUAUUCACAUGGCCCAGGAGUUCACUCGCACUUCUGGGGUCUCCCAAAACCAGUGCCUGUACACAGGAAAUGCAACCCCAGACCGAGGGGCCGAGAACUGGAAUGGAUUCAGCCUGCAUGGGAUGCUGCCAUCGCAAACCCUAUUCACCGAUCAGAAACCCGAUAAAGAUGUUAUAUCAAAGAACAUUCUACUUCCACUUUAAGAAUCUCCACUAUGCCAAUGGUCGAAAUAAUACCUUCUUGUGCUACGAAGUGAACAGAGUACAAUGUGAUGAGCUUGUCCCCCUUUGCCAAGGGGUCUUUAGAAAAGAGAGCAGUCACCUCCAUGCUGAAGUGUGCUUCCUCUCCUGGUUCCACACCCAAGUACUGGAAGUGUUGCCCCCUGGUGAAAGGUACAGCAUCACCUGGUAUGUGUCCUGGAGCCCCUGCAAUAAGUGUGCAGAGAAAGUGGCCUGGUUCCUGGACACACAUAGCAACCUGAGCCUGGCCAUCUUCAGCUCCCGCCUCUACUAUUUUUGGAAGCCAGACUACCAGGACAAGCUUCGCAGGUUGAAUCAGGCAGGAGCCCACAUGGCUGCCAUGGACUUCCCAGAAUUUAAAAAGUGUUGGGACAAAUUUGUGGACAAUGAUGGCAAGUCAUUCAGGCCUUGGAAGAGACUUAAAAUAAAUUUUAGGUCCCAGGAUUCCAGGCUUCGGAAGAUUCUCAGAAGCCCAGUGAGUCUGCUGAGAGAAGACAUAUUCUAUUUGCAGUAUAACAAUAGACACCGGGUUGAGCCAGUCCAGCAUCGCUAUUACCAAAGGAAGACCUAUCUAUGCUACCAGCUGGAGCAGCACAAUGACCAACAGCCACUCAAAGGCUGCCUGCAAAACAAGAAAGGUAAACACGCAGAAAUCCUCUUCAUUGAUGAGAUGCGUUCCUUGGAACUCGGCCAAAUGCGAAUCACGUGCUACCUCACAUGGAGCCCCUGCCCGAACUGUGCCCAGGAACUGGCUGCAUUCAAAAUGGAUCACCCAGACCUGGUUCUACACAUCUACACCUCCCGUCUGUACUUCCACUGGAGGAGGCAGUACCAGGAGGGCCUGUGUUCUCUCUGGCGAUCGGGGAUCCAGGUGGACAUCAUGGACCUCCCGCAAUUUACUGACUGCUGGAUAAACUUUGUGAACUCCCAAAGUCCGUUCUGGCCGUGGAAUAAUCUGGAGAAAAACAGCUGGUGCAUACAAAGACGGCUCCAGAGGAUCAAGUCCCGGGGUCUGCAAGAUUUGACGAAUGACCUUGGAAAUUUACAACUUGGACCCCCAUUGUCCUGAAUGGCAAAAAGAGAUUCAAUAGUCUCGAGCGUAUCUUCCAGCUUCCACCCCAACGCCAAGUCUAGAAGACCUUGCUCUUCUAUUUCUAUUGCCGUUUUUUGUUUGUUUGUUUUGUUGUUUGUUUGUUUCUUGGGACAGGGUCUCACUGUGUAGCUUGCUUCUAGACUAGUCUGGCCUGAAACUCAUAGAGAUCCACCUGUCUCUGCCUUCUGAGUGCUGGCAUUAAAUCAUGCCCCACCAUUCCAGAACUUGCCUUCCUUUUAUUCUCAUUUUUCUUUCUUUUUUUUUUUUUUUUUUUUUUCAUCGAUAGGUGCUUAAUUUUGUAAUUGAAAAUUUUAAGUUGGGCUGGGCAUGGUGGCUUAGACCUCUCUGAGAGUUAGAGGCCAGCCUGAUCUACAUAUCAAGCUCCAGGACUACACAAAGAAACCCAGUCUCGAUAAAAAUAAAUAAAUAAAAAGGAAGAAGAAAACAAUUAAGUUGGGCAUGAUGGGUCAUGUCUGUAAUUCAACACUUGAGAGGUUGAGGCAGGGGAAUUGCCGCAAGUUUGAGACCAGCCUGGUCUACAGAGUGAGUUCCAAAACAGGCUCCAAAGCUACAGAGAAACCUUGUCUCAAAAAACCAAAAAGAAAAAAAAGAGCAUCACCUGUUCAUAUUCACUAUGUUCUCUUUUAAAAGGGCCAUGCCCUCCCUCUCUUCCUUUCUCUCCCUCCCCUCUCUCUGCCCCUCUUUCCUCUCUCCCACUGCUCCUGUCCCUGGAGGCCAGUCUCCCCCAUCCCCUCCCCUUUUUUAUGAUUCCUUUCCCUAAUAAAAAACCCCUCU
This is a messenger RNA of Phodopus roborovskii (desert hamster), 2258 nucleotides long. RefSeq names its product apolipoprotein B mRNA editing enzyme catalytic subunit 3B (gene Apobec3b). Gene Ontology annotation, biological process: DNA cytosine deamination; defense response to virus; cytidine to uridine editing. The coding region runs from base 201 to 1439 and encodes 412 amino acids. The record is from RefSeq and is a predicted model, not a curated record. Gene Ontology annotation, molecular function: cytidine deaminase activity; zinc ion binding; RNA binding. Gene Ontology annotation, cellular component: nucleus; cytoplasm; P-body. The transcript is spliced from 8 exons. Lineage: Eukaryota; Metazoa; Chordata; Mammalia; Rodentia; Cricetidae.